Fusarium vanettenii 77-13-4 is the source of this 1254-nucleotide messenger RNA. RefSeq lists its product as uncharacterized. Gene Ontology annotation, cellular component: mitochondrial matrix. The transcript has 3 exons. The record is from RefSeq and is a predicted model, not a curated record. NCBI's taxonomy places the organism in Eukaryota, Fungi, Ascomycota, Sordariomycetes, Hypocreales, Nectriaceae. Gene Ontology annotation, biological process: arginine metabolic process. Bases 1 to 1254 code for a protein of 417 amino acids. Gene Ontology annotation, molecular function: transaminase activity; identical protein binding; pyridoxal phosphate binding.
AUGGCAACUCUCCCAGGCGAUGCUCAGGCCCAGAAACCCGAUUCAGGGUCAGGUAUUCUUCCAACAUACCCCCGCCCGAGCUUGAUGCUCACAAAGGGUGAGGGGUCAUAUGUCAUCGCUUCCAACAACAAAAAGUACCUUGAUUUCACCUCUGGCAUCGCCGUUGUGUCGCUGGGUCACUCCGAUCCUGAGAUCACCAAGAUCAUCACCGAUCAGGCAAACGUCUUGGCUAGAAACCUCGUUUCCAAGACGAAAGCGUCCGGUACCAUGUCAGAUGCGCACCAAGUGUUUUUGGCCAGUUCAGGAACGGAAGCCAAUGAGGCAGCUUUGAAGUUUGCCCGCAACUUUGCUAAGCAUGUCGAUCCUUCUGGCAACAAAUUCGAGGUCGUUGCUUUCGCCAAUGCCUUCCACGGUCGUUCGUUUGGAUCCUUGUCGGCCACCUAUAACCCCAAGUAUCGCGAGCCAUUUGCGCCUCUGGUUCCUGGCUUCAAGCACGGCACCUUCAACUCAGUUGAGGGACUCGACUCUCUCAUCACUGACAAGACAUGUGCCGUUAUUGUCGAGCCAUUGCAGGGAGAGGGAGGCAUCUACCCCGCCAAGGCAGAGUUCAUGACCGCUCUGCGGAAGCGCUGUGACGAGACCAAGGCCCUGCUGAUUGCCGACGAGGUACAGAGCGGUAUCGGCAGAACAGGAUCUCUUUGGGCCCAUGCUCAUCCUUCUUUGAGAGACCCCAAGACCAACAAGGUGUUUGCCGAACCUGAUAUCCUCACCACGGCCAAGGCGUUGGGCAAUGGUUUCCCUGUCGGCGCUACCAUUGUGACGAGACGGGUUGCAGACACCAUCGGCCUGGGAAUCCACGGCACCACUUACGGAGGCAACCCACUCGCAUGCCGAAUCGCAAACAACGUUCUCGACCGCGUAUCGAAGGAUGACUUCCUCAAGCAGGUCCAGGUCAAGUCUGACCAUCUCGUCAAGGGACUUAAAGAUGUGCAGGCCAAGAUGCCAGAGGUAAUCAAGGAUGUCCGAGGUCACGGCCUGAUGCUCGGAAUCGAGUUGCAGCCAGAGUUUAGUGGCAAGAUACCCGAAGUCAUUCAAAAUGCUCGAGAUCGCGGUCUUUUGGUCAUCGUUGCUGGACCUUGUAUUCGCAUGGUUCCCCCGUUGACGAUUGAGGCGAAGGACUUGGACCUGGGGCUGGAUAUUUUCAAGGCGGCUCUUCAAGCCGCGUGUUUGAACAAGACUGGGGGAAAGCUAUGA